UGAAUUUCUGGCAUUUCCUUUAUAUUUAAAGCCCCAACGCCUCCUCUCUCUUCUUCCUAACUUAUUCAAACCAAUUCACAUCUUCCCAAACCCAACUACUACACCUUGUAGCUACGAAUAUACAAUUUCUUUUGUUUCCUCAGCUUCUUUGAUCAAUAUAUUCAUUUGGGUUCUCGUCAAAUUCACAACCUCUUCAUUCUUUUUUUCCGGAGGAUUUAUGGACGAAGAGAUCCAGAUUCCACCAUUCUUCCUUUGCCCAAUAUCUCUAGAGAUCAUGAAAGAUCCGGUGAUAGUCUCUACCGGAAUCACUUACGACAGAGACAGCAUCGAGAAAUGGCUCUUUUCCGGCAAGAAGAACUCGUGUCCGGUCACCAAACAAGACAUAUCCGACGCAGAUCUCACCCCUAACCACACUCUUCGCCGUCUCAUCCAAUCUUGGUGCACAUUAAACGCCUCUUACGGCGUCGAGAGGAUCCCAACACCGAGACCUCCGAUCUGUAAGUCUGAGAUCGAAAAGCUCAUUAAAGAAUCAGCAUCUUCUCAUCAAAACCAGGUCAAAUGUCUCAAACGACUUCGUCAGAUUGUGUCGGAGAACGCGACCAACAAGCGGUGUUUGGAGGCGGCAGGAGUACCGGAGUUCUUGGCCACCAUCGUAAGCAACAACGACUUGGAAAAUGGGUUUGACUCUUCGAAUAGUUUGACCGACGAAGCCCUCAGCUUACUCUACCAUCUUGAGACCUCAGAAACAGUCCUCAAGAAUCUUUUUAACAACAACAAAGAAAACGAUAUCGUAAAUUCUUUAAUCAAGAUCAUGGAGCGAGGGAUCUACGAGUCCAGAGCCUAUGCAACUUUGCUUCUCAAGAACAUUCUUGAAGUAGCGGAUCCAAUGCAGAUUAUGACGCUGAAGCCAACGGUUUUCACUGAGGUCGUCCAGAUCUUGGACGACCAGAUCUCUCACAAGGCGACGAAAGCCGCGAUGCAUAUAUUGGUGAACAUAUGUCCAUGGGGAAGAAACAGACACAAGGCUGUGGAAGCUGGAGCGAUCUCUGUGAUAAUCGAGCUUCUCAUGGACGAUAGCUUCUCAUCAGAUAGGAGAGGUCCAGAGAUGGCGAUGGUGGUUCUUGAUCUGUUGUGUCAGUGUGCGGAGGGACGAGCCGAGUUCUUGAACCACGGAGCCGCUAUAGCGGUGGUUUGCAAGAAAAUAUUGAGGGUUUCGCAGACGGCAAGCGAUAGAGCUGUUAGGGUUUUGUUAUCGGUGGGAAAGUUCUGCGCGACGCCGGCUUUGCUAAACGAGAUGUUACAGUUGGGGGUUGUAACGAAGUUGUGUCUUGUGCUUCAGGUUAGUUGUGGAAGCAAGACUAAAGAGAAGGCAAAGGAGUUGCUUAAGUUGCACGCUAGGGUUUGGAGGGACUCUCCUUGUCUCUCAAGAAACAUGAUUCUUGCAUAUCCCUCCUGAUGAAACCAAGAAAACAACGUACAGACAUACAAAGGAGUUCAAUUUUCAAUGAGUGCAAACACUUUUUAGAAUUAUUCUUCGCAAAUUGUUAAAAAGACUAGUGGUUUACUCCAGUGUAAUGAUUCAAUUUUUUUAGUUUACUUUUUAUACUUUUGAUGUUCACAAUAUUAAUGUAGAUAAUAGGGGAAACUGUUCAUGAAAUUAUUUUUCAUAAGAAAUAAAAACUGGAAAGAAAUCAAUGAAAUCA
This is a messenger RNA of Eutrema salsugineum, 1703 nucleotides long. Its product is annotated as E3 ubiquitin-protein ligase PUB23. NCBI's taxonomy places the organism in Eukaryota, Viridiplantae, Streptophyta, Magnoliopsida, Brassicales, Brassicaceae. Bases 218 to 1456 code for a protein of 412 amino acids. Gene Ontology annotation, biological process: protein ubiquitination. The transcript has a single exon. Gene Ontology annotation, molecular function: ubiquitin protein ligase activity. The record is from RefSeq and is a predicted model, not a curated record.